CCUUAAUUUGUCUAUCCGGCCGUUAAAUUCCUGCGGUCACCCUUAAUUUCCAGCUUUUCUCCCUUCAAAUAUAUAUAUAUAAUUUAAUCUCGUUUUUGGCACACUAAUCAGAUCGAUUCCGAUAUAGUAAAAGGCCUCCUUAAUUCCUCCUCGAGUUCACACACCCAUUUGUCUUAUCCUUAUCAUAUCUCUUCUAUAAAUUCAUUAUACUCUGCCCUCUCUCUGCCUCACAAUCUUAUCCUAGCUAUAUACCGUUGUAUUAAAAAAAAUCAAAGAUGGCCAAGAUCGCCACCCUGUUGAUGGUCGCCCUCAUCCUCUGCUCCACGCUGACCUACGCUGCCCGUCCAAACUCAGCUUUUUCUGGGGCAAUUCUAGCGGAAACCCAGCAUGGGGGCGGUAAGGGAGCAGAUCAUGGUGAUGAUCAUGAGCUGGAAAAUAUUGAGAGCUGUAAAGGAAUUGGGGCGGAGGAAUGCUUGGCGAGGAGGACGUUGGCUGCUCACAUCGACUAUAUCUACACCCAGAACAAGGGACAUUAACCAUGAAAUUAUCUACUUAUAAAAAAUAAUAAAAAGUAAUAAUAUUAAUGCUUGUUGCUGGUAAUUAAUAUGAUAUUUCAUGUUUCCUAUAUAUUUGUUUUAUUUUUCUUUUCCUAUGACACCCCUGCUCAUCGGCUCAUGAGCAAAAGUUUCUUUUUUGUAUGAAAUGGGAUGUCAUUUGAUUGCAACAUUUGACCCAUUCAUGAAGAUAAUCUCUGUCUGCGUUCAUGAUAAAUGAAUUGCCGGUUUGCAGUUUUGGUGUCUGUAUAGACUGUAUAUAUAUAUAUCUAAAUAUAUUUUGUUUUUCAUCA
Molecule: messenger RNA, 847 nt
Organism: Alnus glutinosa
Lineage: Eukaryota; Viridiplantae; Streptophyta; Magnoliopsida; Fagales; Betulaceae
Product: phytosulfokines 3-like
Exons: 2
Coding region: 276-536 (86 amino acids)
Biological process (GO): cell population proliferation
Cellular component (GO): extracellular region
Molecular function (GO): growth factor activity
Source: RefSeq, a predicted model, not a curated record